CACUGGAAGCGAAAGAGAAAUGUCAAUGGAAAACCCCAAAAACCCUAGAAAAUGGCGGUUUACAUGGGAAGCCCAAUCUCAUUCUCCGAUUCUCCGUUUAUUCCUCUUCGAUUCGCAAAUAAAACCUUCGGUUCAGUGCAAGAACCUCAAAGUUCAGCUCAAUCUCUUUCAAUCUCAGCUUCUCGUUUCGUGGCUCAAAGAGGAGGAGGAGGAGGAAGAGGUGACGGUUAGGGUUCCGAUUCCUAGAGUUUUGAUCGAUUCUGAAUCUCCGGUGAGUUUUCGAGCUUUGGAUGAUCACAUUGAGGUCAAGCUCGUUUUGCUUCUCCCGGUUGGUCAUCCUAUCGUUUCAAGCUUUGAUUCGGUGUUGAAUUCGUCUGAAAAUGGCGAUGAUGCGCUCGCACCGGAUGCAGCAACGCCGCUAGUGAUGGAUACUGAUUUGAAGAGUCUGUCAUCAAUUGAAGAAGGAGUGCAUUUCUACUGCAGAAAUUGCUCAAUUAGGCUGACAAAAAAUCCUCUUAGAAAUUUUGUGGACAUGCCUUCGAUUGACUGGCGAGAAGUGGCUGAUAAUUGGUUUGGAGCUUGCUGUUGUUCAUUUGGGGGUAUAAGUGAGAAGAUGGUGACUAGAUUUGCAAAUUCCUAUACAUGUGCUAAAGGUGUGGGCCUCUUGAGCUUUACCACCGUUGUUCUUAGCAAGGAUGACUUGGUGGCAUGUAAACUUUAUAAUAGAACUCAAGAACACCAGCCUGGAUCAGAUUUUUCUAGUGACUGUGUUUCGAGUGAUGAAAUGUUAAGUUCUCGAGAGAGCACAAAUGAUUUAUGUGGGAACCUGAGCUCCAUGCAUCUUAAGAAUGAUAGUGUUACUACAAAUGUGCUAGUUACUAAGGAGGAAGCAAAUGGUCAUAAAUUAUUUUCUGCAUUACCUGUACUGGAUGUGUCUGAAAAUGAGACAUCAGUGCUAGGUUGUUGUGUUCAUACAGAAAAUCACAUUCGAAAUCAUGUUGAUGAAGGUGGCCCACACAAUGUUUCUGAAACUUGCCCAGUGGACGAAAACGCUUCAAAGCUCUUGGCUAAUCAGAAAUUGUUCCUUAAUGGUUCUCUUGGAAAUGCUUUUAUGGCUAAAUCCUACAAUCUCUCAAUGGAUAUUGAGUGGAUGGAAUUUGUAUGCCCUAACUGUUUAUCGCUUCUCGGAGCUUAUCCUUUUGAUAAUGGUGGUGCACCUAUAGAUGGUGGCGUUCGACUCUUUAAAUGCUACAUUUCCACUUGUACAUCAGCUGGUGGAUUGGAUGAUCUGUUCAGGAAAUACAGCUUGGAAAGAAUGUUCACAAAUCAGCUGCUGGAAAAUGCAAAAGAUGAAUUAUCAUUUCGAACUGUGGUUAGAGAUUUAAAAACCAAGUCUCCCUUGUUGCAAAUUGUUCUGUUAAAUCCAAAUUCUUGGUGCUGUUCUGGUUAUUGUUUGGACUCAGCCAGUGCAAUGGAAUCUAGUUUGAAGUUAGAUUUACUCCCUGUUAUCAAGGUGCUCUUUUGUGAUUGCAGUGAAUCUGCAGCAUCUCAGUUAAGGUUAUGUGAAGAUUGGAUAGCAAGGAAUUUAGCUGAUGUGGUUUGCAUGUUUACACGGCAAGUAGAUGAGUUGAUUCAAUCUCUAGCAUCAGCAAAAGAUAUACUUCCGCCUUCAUAUAAUUUUCUCCAGGAUUUACCUGUUUCAUCCUUGCAGCGGUAGAGAUGGUUGCUGGUUUGAUGAUGGCUUUGAUCGUCUUUUCCUCCUCCUCAGCUCCAUCUUCCUUCGUUUUGGUCUUCUUCCUGUUGAGAAAUUCGAUGAGACCAUUGAGUGCGGCUUUCGGCUCAUCACUGAUCAU
Theobroma umbraticum is the source of this 1853-nucleotide messenger RNA. RefSeq names its product HECT-like ubiquitin-conjugating enzyme (E2)-binding protein. Gene Ontology annotation, cellular component: cytosol; ubiquitin ligase complex; nucleus. NCBI's taxonomy places the organism in Eukaryota, Viridiplantae, Streptophyta, Magnoliopsida, Malvales, Malvaceae. The record is from RefSeq and is a predicted model, not a curated record. Gene Ontology annotation, molecular function: cyclin binding; ubiquitin conjugating enzyme binding; ubiquitin protein ligase activity. Gene Ontology annotation, biological process: protein polyubiquitination; proteasome-mediated ubiquitin-dependent protein catabolic process; protein monoubiquitination.